This is a messenger RNA of Sinocyclocheilus rhinocerous, 6208 nucleotides long. Its product is annotated as potassium/sodium hyperpolarization-activated cyclic nucleotide-gated channel 1-like. The record is from RefSeq and is a predicted model, not a curated record. The coding region runs from base 1 to 2718 and encodes 905 amino acids. Gene Ontology annotation, cellular component: axon; membrane; dendrite. Gene Ontology annotation, biological process: sodium ion transmembrane transport; regulation of membrane depolarization; potassium ion transmembrane transport. The transcript has 8 exons. Gene Ontology annotation, molecular function: voltage-gated potassium channel activity. Lineage: Eukaryota; Metazoa; Chordata; Actinopteri; Cypriniformes; Cyprinidae.
AUGGAAGACAAAUCCAAUUCGUUCUCAAGCAACAAAGAGGAGAAAGCGGAUGGGAAUAAUGUGUUCCAGAGACAAGACUCGAUCUUGAAGAACAGCAUGGGGAGCCAGAACAUGAAAGACCACGGCAACUCAGUGGGUGCAAAAGGGGACCGGGAAGAAGCCAUGGUCGGGUUUGACGAUAUAGACGCCGCGUCCAGGCAACACGGGUUUAUGCAGCGGCAAUUUGGAGCCAUGAUGCAGCCCGGCGUGAAUAAGUUCUCCUUGCGGAUGUUCGGGAGUCAGAAAGCCGUGGAGAAAGAGCAGGAGAGAGUGCAGACGGCUGGAUAUUGGAUCAUUCACCCCUAUAGUGAUUUUAGGUUCUACUGGGACUUGAUAAUGCUCAUCAUGAUGAUGGGGAAUCUAAUUAUCAUUCCUGUGGGAAUUACCUUCUUUUCCGAGCAAACCACCACCAGCUGGCUCAUCUUCAACGUGGCAUCGGACACCAUCUUCCUGGUGGACCUGGUCAUGAACUUCCGAACGGGAAUUGUGAACGAGGAGAGCUCAGAGAUCAUCCUGGACCCAAAGGUCAUUAAGAUGAACUACCUGAAGAGUUGGUUCGUGGUAGACUUCCUGUCCUCCAUCCCGGUGGAUUAUAUCUUUCUAAUAGUGGAGAAAGGCUUCGAUUCGGAGGUCUACAAGACGGCCCGAGCGCUGCGUAUCGUACGCUUCACCAAAAUCCUCAGCUUGCUCCGUCUUCUCAGGCUUUCACGCCUCAUCAGAUACAUCCACCAGUGGGAGGAGAUUUUUCAUAUGACGUAUGACCUGGCGAGUGCAGUGGUAAGAAUCUUUAAUCUGAUUGGCAUGAUGUUGUUGCUGUGUCACUGGGACGGAUGCCUGCAGUUUCUGGUGCCUCUCCUGCAAGACUUCCCUCCUGAUUGCUGGGUGUCACUAAACGGUAUGGUUAACGACUCCUGGGGAAAGCAGUACUCUUACGCCCUAUUUAAGGCCAUGAGUCACAUGUUGUGUAUCGGGUACGGAGCCAGAGCGCCCGUCAGCAUGUCGGACCUUUGGAUCACCAUGCUAAGUAUGAUUGUGGGCGCCACCUGUUACGCCAUGUUCGUGGGUCACGCCACAGCCCUCAUCCAGUCUCUGGACUCAUCUCGACGGCAGUACCAGGAGAAGUACAAGCAAGUGGAGCAGUACAUGUCCUUCCACAAGCUUCCAGCUGACAUGCGGCAGAAAAUCCACGAUUACUAUGAACAUCGCUACCAGGGAAAGAUCUUCGACGAGGACAGCAUCCUUAACGAGCUCAACGACCCGCUCAAAGAGGAAAUUGUGAACUUUAACUGUCGUAAGCUGGUGGCCACCAUGCCGCUGUUUGCAAACGCAGACCCUAACUUUGUGACGGGAAUGCUGAGUAAGCUAAAGUUCGAGGUCUUCCAGCCUAACGAUUACAUCAUUCGCGAGGGGACCGUGGGUAAAAAGAUGUACUUCAUUCAGCAUGGAGUGGCCAGCGUCAUCACCAAAUUCAGCAAAGAGCUGAAACUCACCGACGGAUCCUACUUUGGAGAGAUCUGCCUGUUGACGAAAGGUCGUCGUACAGCUAGCGUCCGCGCUGACACCUACUGCCGACUUUUCUCACUGUCCGUGGACCAUUUCAACGAAGUCUUGGAGGAAUAUCCCAUGAUGCGCCGCGCUUUCGAAACCGUGGCUAUCGACCGUUUGGACCGCAUCGGGAAGAAGAACUCACUCCUGCUCCAGAAAUUCCAGAAGGAUCUGAACGCUGGCGUCUUCAACACUCAGGAGAACGAGCUGCUGAAGCAGAUCAUCCGGCAGGACCGAGAGAUGGUGAUGAUGGUGGAUCGGAAGCAAUCGGUCACGGGGAUGAACUCCACGCCGAUGUCUGGAAACUCCAUCAUUAACUCUCCCGCCCAGCCACCGUUCAGUACAGCAACUGCCAUUCUUGGGAUCAACCAAUUACAGCAGCAGGCCGCCCCACUAAGCUACAGCACCUCCGCCACUAUAACCCCGUCAGGCCGCGUGCCACCCUCACAGGGCGUCAUGUUUUCGGCGCCGAGCGUUUCUCACGGCAACUUGAGCACCUCUUCCCCGAAUCCCCCUACACCCUUGCAGCAGCCGGUGGGGGCCAUCAUGUCCCCUUGUUCGUUCACCACAUCCAUUUGCAGUCCCCCGGUGCAAACCCCUAUAGCCAGCCGAACAUUCCAGUAUGGAUCGCCGACGGCCUCCCAACUGUCCCUUGUACAGCAAUCCUUACCCCAGCAGCCCUCGCCUGCCUCCAUUCCGCAACAACUGCAGCAAUCGCAAGGGGCGUCCCCUCAGAGGAGCGAUGUCCACAAGAGCACGCAGGCACUCCAGUCAGGCAGCCUGAGCAAGGACAUACGCCACCUCUCUGCCUCGCAGCCGUCACUGCCCCACGAGACCUCAUUGGCUGCCCGGGCACAUCCCACAUCGGGCGAAUCGCUCGCUUCCAUUCAGCCACCCAUGGGAUCUGCGGCAGGCGUCCAGGCCCCGGGCUCCGUUCUGCAAAGCGGUAUCCGCACCAAUGUUCCACAGAGGGUUGCCCUUUUCCGGCAGAUGUCAUCGGGCGCAAUACCGCCGGUGCGCACGGUGCCCUCUAGUGCCCAGCACAGGGAUUCCACGGGCUCCAGGAGAGAGUCGGCAGUCUUAAGUAGUACAGAGACGGAACAAGACAAGAUGCGGUUCGCAUCGAAUUUAUGAUCCCGUUUUACUUUUUUUCCAUGUUCAUUUUUUUAAAAGAUAUUUUGAUUGAUUUUUACGGAGAGACUAAAAAAUGGGGAAAAGACUCGUAUUUUUUUUCUCCAACUUCCUCUGAGAAAAAAAUAAUAACCUCAUAGCUAUCCUGUACAGAAUUUCCUUGUAUUAUAUUUUAGACACACCUCCCCUUCAACUUACAUUAAGAAUGUAUAUUAUACAAAUAUAUAUAUGUGCAAAUCCAACUAGAAUAUUUGGCAUUGACCAUAUGGGAAAGAAAAAAAAAACUCUAGUAUAAACGCAAGUCUUCCUCUCUAACAUAUGUGACUAUAACGUGUCAGAUGAUGUUCUUUUCUGUUGAUGUUUUCCUUGCAGUUCGGAUUUUCGUUAUCGUUUUUGGUACUGGAAUGCUUUUGAAUGUGUUUUCUUUACCGUUUUUGUUCUCAACGAGAAGAUGACAAAACAAGUCCAGCAUUCAGCAUCGUUUGGCAUCACUGUGGAAAAUGUUUGCGCAAAUCAAACCUGGGAAAUACUGAAAUGUUUAAAAAGCACAUCUAAAAACUUUUAGCGGCUGGAAAAAAAUAAUAAUAUCAGAAAAUGCUCGGAGCAUCAGAUCAAGGUGCAGUUUCGAUCUCUGCAAUACUUUGUGUUGUGCAGUAAUUGCAUUGCGUUUCAAGACAGCAUUUGUGCAUUACAGGGAAUCAAUGUAUUUUUUUUCUGUUUUUUUAAUUUUAAUUUAUUUCAUUUUUACAAAGGAUGUGUGGUCAAAUCGGAUGGUUUUAUUUUCUAUAUCUGAUUUUAGAACGAGAUGGACAUUAUGAAAUGUCACUUAAAGACUGUACAUUUACAAUAUUUAUAAAACUAAAGAUUAUCACCAUUAUGCAAUAGACUGUGAUAUAAAGAUUACCUAUAUGUGUGUUGUACAUAGUUUUGUAGACCUAGUAUUUACAAAAGUAAUGUGUGGUGCAUUUCUCAAACAUGGCAAUGUCUUAUCUCUGUCAGCCGCCUGGGUAAUGCCUAUAUAUGCAUAUAUAUAUAAAUAUAUAUAUUCAAAUGGUAAUAUGUGACAACAGACAUCAGAAACAUUCAUUAGAGAUAAGAAAACCUUAAUGCAAAUAGCAGCAUUACACUGUAGGUAGUAAUAAAGACAAUAUCUGUAUUCAAAAAUAUCAUGCUGGUCAAAGAUAAAGGCAUAUGAGUGAUUACAGUGGCAUGACACCACUGCGGUGGGGGAGGGGGUUAUGCAUCUUCAUCAUCAUCAUCAGCAGCAGCAGCAAAGCUUAAUGCAUUUUGCCUAUGUUACAUCAUCAUUUUAGUAUAUUUAUUUGAUCAUUUCCUGGGCUGAUGUAACAAGGAAGCCAUAGGCUGCCUGCAUACAUCGAUAGAUGCUUUGUUUUAUAAUACUUUCAUAUUAAUAGUGUUUUUUUUCCACAUGGAUCAGUAUUAAUGGAUGUACACACUACUCCAACUUCAUAAUAUUACAUAGACGUAGAUGUUCUGGUUAUGCAUUUUCCAUUAUUUUUGCAUUUAAAGACUGUGAAAAACAUUCUAACUUAACAUUUAUUUAUGUAUUUAUUUACUAAUGCUCUGCUAGAUUUACAAAACACAUCAGCUGAGAUAUGAAACAUAAAAAUCCGUAAACCGAUGGCACAGCAGACACAACACAAUUAUGAAAACGGCCAGCAGAACUAUUCUGUAUGUUUUCAAGAGCAACUACGUGAAUCCAACAAAGGAUAGAUGAAGAAAUAUAGACGUUCAAAGAAAGAAAAACAGAAGCUGCUUUGCAUUAAGGUUUUUAUCUUUCCCAUACAUCGAUUCAUCCAGUUUGGGGCUUAAGACUUUGAAAUAGCAUGUCAGUCAUCCAUGUUGGUGGUAAAACAGAUUUUACUAGGGGUAACUAGCAGCACUGACCCCAUCUAUUUUUAAUUUAUUCUUUCAAUACCGCUACCAAAAGUUGGUAAAAUAGCGCAAAAAACUCAUCUGACCUGUGCAAAGUCUCCAAGCCCCCUUGCACAAUGUUUAAAAGACGACAAUACUCCAAAAAAAAAAGACAAAAAAAAAACACUUGUGUCAGUACUGUACCAGUGCAAAUCCCAUACAGCGACCAUAAACGCAUGCAUUGUCACAAAUACUAUUUAAAAAACGUUGACGUUUAAAUGUAUUGUGAGAUUAUGUUCUUUUGUUCAUUGUCUGCCUAGACGUUCUCUGUGCGUAUCAGAAACAUUGAAUUUUCACAAAAAGGACAUUCUUAAGUAUUUGUGCCUAAACUAUAGCCAUGUUUCAUCCUGUUCAUUUUAUGAGUGUGACUCGUGUGUGCGCGCACAUUCGCGCACACGUGUAUGUAAACAAGUGUAUACGUGUAUGUUCAAUGUUUUCUGAUGAGAACAAAAAGCAAUGGGAAUGGCCAAACGUAUCGGAGCAAAAAGGACGAGAUUUGCUAGUGAGACUAGUGAAAGUAUAUCUAUUCGCAAGCAAAUCAGUAUCGGUUGGAAUCAUGAUAGAUCGUUGGUUAAAUGUGUGUGGAACUUAACUUAAUAGCCACUGAUGUUGUGUGGAAUGAAACUGGCCAAAGUGAAACAUUUCAAACAAACUUUCAUUGUGAAUUGCACUUUCUGUUUAAAGAGAGAGAGAAACCUACAGUAGAAGCAGAAACACAUACAUUAGUGGGUUAACUAAAGGGGUUGCUACAUCACCCAGAAUCACGUCGUCUGGCCUCUGGCCCGACGGGAGGACCUGUGUGUUCAAAUACAACAAAAAGCGCUUAACUCCUGCUAUGCCAUAGUGUAUAGAAACUAGUGUACAGAUAGGAUGGUCAGCGGUACUCUGGGUAUCUGCUUUUUUUGAUACUGUACUUGCCUUCAGAGGGGAACGCUUCCCGUGUUAAUGUGCUUUUUCCUCUCAGCUUUAAACACUGUUAGAAUUCCAGAUUGGGAAGGAGAGGCGUUCAUACAACAAUACACUAAAAAAAGAGAAUGCUGUCACUUUCUGAGGAAGCGUUUAAGAAAACCAGCACAUAUUUCCGUAUGUUUGUUUUUUAUUUGUUUUUAUCAUAUAUGUGUUCAUGUGAUGGGAAAUGAACAAUGCAAAAGAAAAAGGAGGAGUGACGUUGAGAUAAAGGAGGGAAACCAAAACGGUUGGUUUGCAGCCUCCACGAUUCAGGUGAAAUCAUUCUGUUUGAUAUGUUCAAUGACGUGAUGCAAAUGAUGGAAGAUUCUAGAACAGGCCUCAAGCUUUCUUAAUCUCAGCUAUUUUCUUUUCCAUUAUGCUUGUUCAUGUACACCAAUGCUUGGUUUAAAAAAUUUAAAAAAGAAUAAAAAAAAAAACUGGGGGAAAAAUCAUUCAAUAAAUACUGUAUAGAUGAACAAUUAGUUACUUGAUCCUGAAUAAAGAAAGGUAAAUGUAUACUUUCUUACACCUAUAUGCAGACAAACGGUGUUUGUCAAAAACUUCUUUUGAUUUUCAUAAUUUUUUGUUUUAUUUAGUUUCUUUGUAAAUA